GUCGCUUUUAAUAGUGAAAAAUUCUUGCUUCUGUUUUGAUUGCUGCUCACUGCAAUUUCUGUCAUAGCCAUGCCCAAACUCUGAGGACUAUCUACACCGUGCCACUCUCAUCUUAGCCUCCGUCGAUCCCCAACUCCACUUAUUCUCCGUAGUCGAUUGAAUCGCAGAUAGAAAAGGGAGUUGUGGUAAAGGGGUUCGGACAACUUGAAAGUAUUUCAGAUGGAAGCUGGUCAGAUUGAUGUUGAUGGUAGCGUUGGAAUUAUGACUGGGACAACUUGCAACCCUCCAACCCCUCCAGCUCAGGAGGAAAUUGACUCCACCCGAGCAUCGUCUGCAAAGAUGAAGGUGAAGGGCACCAAUCAGGAAUCACAAGAGAAAGAUAAACCUCCAAGUGUCGCAAACUGUUAUGUCUUUAAGAGUCAACUGCAAGAAUAUUGUCAGAAAACAGGAUUAACUACUCCAGUUUAUGAAACUAUCAAGGAAGGCCCUUCUCACGAGCCUUAUUUUAGAUCAACUGUUGUCUUGAACAAUGUCAGAUAUGAUUCUCUGCCUGGCUUUUUCAAUCGGAAGGCAGCAGAGCAAUCGGCUGCUGAAGUUGCUCUCAUAGAGCUCGCCAAAUCCAACAAUAUGAAUUGUGGGAUCUCCCAACCUGUGCAUGAGACGGGCUUGUGCAAGAACUUGCUGCAGGAAUAUGCUCAAAAGAUGAACUAUGCUAUUCCUCUGUACGAAUGCCGUAAGGAAGAGAAAGAAGGCAAAAUGCCCAUGUAUUCCUGCGUUGUUGAAAUUGGGAGUAUCAAGUAUAUUGGAGCUUCAGCAGGCACAAAGAAAGAAGCUGAAAGAAAAGCUGCUAGGACGGCCUUGCUAGCCAUUCAGACUGCUGUGCCCAUAUCCGAAGAUCACACAGACAACUCCAUUUACACCGUUAUUCCACAGAAGAAGAAGGCAUCCGAUCUUGCCAUCAGCAGUCAGGAGACUAAAGCAUCCCUGAAGUCAAAGAAAGGUCGGUUCAAGAAGCAGUAUCGAAAGAGGAGGCGGCCUGCAAAGAGAGACGACUCUGCUGGAGGUACACCUCAUUUGGAGGUCGAUGCAGAUACCCAGGCUGGAACCGGGUUGAUUGCCACAGACGCUGUGAGCUCCGAGCCUAAUGCGGCUGUUGGUGUUGGGGUUGAUACAGUUGGACACAGAGGAUUGCAAGUGGAUGCAGCUGAUACUGUCGACUCCCAAGGCAAGACAAAUGGUGGUUUGGAUAUCCAUGAGGACAACCAAAGACAAGAGCCGCUUGUAGCCCUUGUAGUCAGCUCCCACGGAGAUUCUGGAACGAAUACUUGCAGUACACACGACGAACAUCCGGAAAAUGCUGGAGUUCCAAUAAUGGAUGCUAAUUGAUAAAGAGAGCUUCUAACCUAUGAUCGGGAUCGCCCCCGUUGAUGAUAGAUUUUCAUAUUUGUCAAUUAGGAAACUCACUAAUUUUGUGGGAUAUGGCCAUGAAACUUUGUAUUAAAAUCUACUAGGCCAUGAAUUGAUCUUUAACUUAAUCAUGGCAUGGCAGCCUGUGUUUAUGUUUCUGGUUGAUAUCUCUUUAGAAAUUGUAACAAAUUAAACGAGGUUUUAUCAUGUGAUUUUGCAUCAAACAGGCUCUGCAAUUUCAGUGACA
Messenger RNA from Salvia miltiorrhiza (redroot sage), 1654 nucleotides. RefSeq names its product double-stranded RNA-binding protein 1-like. Lineage: Eukaryota; Viridiplantae; Streptophyta; Magnoliopsida; Lamiales; Lamiaceae. Gene Ontology annotation, molecular function: double-stranded RNA binding; ribonuclease III activity. The coding region runs from base 220 to 1386 and encodes 388 amino acids. Gene Ontology annotation, biological process: rRNA processing; regulation of gene expression. The transcript has 4 exons. The record is from RefSeq and is a predicted model, not a curated record. Gene Ontology annotation, cellular component: nucleus.